Nipponia nippon (crested ibis) is the source of this 893-nucleotide messenger RNA. The record is from RefSeq and is a predicted model, not a curated record. Lineage: Eukaryota; Metazoa; Chordata; Aves; Pelecaniformes; Threskiornithidae.
AUGCCCAGCUCAGUCUGUAACUUUCCUUCUUUUGACAGGCUGAAUAACCCGUUCUUGCUGCAAACAAACAGGCUGCAGCCAAAGGUGUCCCCGUCUGCAAUAUCGGGCCCUGCACAUCUCUUUAGGCUUGCUGGCAAGUGUUUCAGUUUUGUGGAAUCCACGUACAAAUAUGAGUUCUGUCCUUUCCAUAAUGUCACUCAGCAUGAGCAGACUUUUCGAUGGAAUGCCUAUAGUGGGAUUUUAGGAAUCUGGCAUGAAUGGGAAAUUGACAACAACACAUUUGUUGGAAUGUGGAUGAGGGAAGGAGACUCAUGUGAAACUAAGAGCAGACAGACAAAGGUUCAUCUUGUUUGUGGAAAGAGCAAUAAAUUGGCUUAUGUGUCUGAGCCGAGUACUUGUGUUUACUCUCUGACAUUUGAGACUCCUCUCGUGUGCCAUCCCCACUCUCUUUUAGUUUAUCCGACUCUGCCUGAAGCAUUACAAAGGAAGUGGGAUGAAGCAGAGCAGCUUCUGUAUGAUGAACUAAUAACUGACCAGGGAUAUAAAAAAAUACUGAAAGAGAUUUUUGAAGAAGCAGGACUUCUAAAAGCAACAGAAGAAAAGGAAGUUGAGAAACAGAAUAAGAAAAUAAAUCUGGAAUUUGAAACAGUGGAGAAGUGCAGUAAGGAAUACAAGCAACUUUCUAAAGAAAUAAAAAAACUUAAAGAUUUAUUAAGUCAGCACGGUAUUGCAUACAAAGGAAAUUCUGCUGAAAAUACCAGUGUUGAAUAUGUAAGUCACAAACUGGCAACUGCAGUGACAACUGUUCUUAAUGGGUCAAAGGAUGAUGAGCACCUGCACGGCGAUACAGGGAUUUGGAAUGACACUGUAUGAAGAAACUUGGGGGGUAAACA